CGUGUUUUCCCUAAACCGGAAGUUUACAUUUUGGUUUUGUGAAAUUUAGCGGGCUACAAAAACAUUGUUAUGCCUAAAAGAAGGAAUCCGUUUGGGGACUCUUCGCCUCUGCAGCUAAAACAGCAUGUUGGGAAGAAAGAAGUUGACAUGGGAAUUGCGAAACAUCAAAAUAUGAAGAGCGUUUAUGAACGAACGAAAGAAUUGUUGUUCAGUGGCUCCAAACGUAGUUUUGAUAUUCCCAAGGAUGCCAACAGCAACGACAUCUACCUGCCAGAGGAUGUGUGCAUGGAAGAUGAAAUGCAAGUGUGUGACAGGCAAAUGCACAUCACCCCAUCCGGUCAGCUGUCAAAUCCUGAAGCAUGCAGUAGAUCUACCAAUGCAUUUCAGGCUAUGAUGAAUGCAAGAAAAGCCUCUUCCUGGUCAGGUUGUCACUGCUGUAAGGGACAGGCCGCCUCCCAGGAUCGCUGUGGUUUCUGUGAUAAGUCCGUCUGUUAUGACUGUGUCCGACUGUGCUCAAGCUGUAGGGGCAACUUCUGCCAGCUGUGUUCAGUUAUGAGCCCUGAGGACCCCAUCCAGGCCUGGUACUGCCAGCAAUGCUCCUACUGCAUUUCCCCGCACCUCAACUGGGCCGCAGCGUUCUAGUUACCUCUCACAUCAUAACAUCGUCAUCUCACAUCUUGUUGCUUCAUGCUGUCAUUUCACCAUUUUUCCACAUUUUGUUAAUUAUUUCAAUCAUGUUACCGUACUGUUACAGACUGGCAAAGAUAAAAUUCAAAUAGAUCACCAACAUUUAACUUCCACUGAUCCUUAUGCAUGAAUUGAAUUAGUUUGCACAGAAAUUGAGUCAAACGGAUAAAGCAAUAGAUUUCUUAAACCUUUCCCAAUCAGAAGAAAGGUGAAAAUGGCUAUAUGCAAACAGCAUAAAACCAGAACAGCCUGUGAGUAACUUGCAGUCUGUUCAGGUUUUAUGCUGUUUGCUGCUCAUCAGUAUCUAAGGGUUGGAAAUGAAGCCUUUAAAACUUGAAUUUAGUAAGAAAGGUCUUAAAUUAAAUUUAUCGUUACAAGGGACAAGUGCGUCAAAAUGGGUAUUUAAGUGGUAAAGGGUUUAACACUUUUAUGUUAUGAAAACAAAAAUGUGUACUGUUAUUUGUGUUUUAACUUAAGUAAAAAAAUCAAUGACCCUUCAAAGUUUCGGUCUAUUGGUUAACCAGGUUUACAUACUGUUAUUUAACCCUUUCCCACUCAAAAGCAAAGUGAAAAUGGCUAUGUGCAAACAGCAUAAAACCAGAACAGCCUGUGAGUAACUCGCAGUCUGUUCAGGUUUUAUGCUGUUUGCUGCUUUUCAGUAACUAAGUGUUUGAAAUGAAGCCUUUAAAAGUUGAAUUUAAGUAAGAAAGGUAAUAAAUUAAAUGUGACUUUCUAAGGGAUUACAAAUGCGUCAAAAUACGUAUCUAAGUGGUAAACGGUUAAAGCAAGAACAUAACUGAGUGUAAAGACAGGAAACAGGUGAACCCUGUAACUGUUCUUUAUGCUUUAAGUGUUCAUGAGUGUCAGAAAACGGUGGGAACCUACUGGAUCAUUUCAUUUCACUGUUCACUGGGUUGUUUAAUGUAUAAUUCUUUUAAAUUGUUUGUAUAUGGUACGUAUAUACUGUCAUGUAAAAUAUGUCAAUCUAGUAGUUUAUGCCAUUAUCAUUCAUGUCUUGUUGACUCUUUCACGUCUUUUUGCUUGGAGAAGUUUUGAAUACAAUCUCAAGAGUUGUAAAUAUCUCACAUUUAGUCAUAAAUGUCACUUGUUUUUAAUUUAUUUGAUUGAUUGGUGCUCAGUUAACUCCCACCAGGAGUAAAGUGAAAAUGGCUUUUGCAACCAGCAUAAAACCAAAACAGCCUGCGAGUAGCUCGCAGUCUGUUCAGGUUUUAUGCUGUUUGCUACCCAUAAUUAUCUUAGGGUUGGAAAUGAAGCCUUUCAAACUUCAAUAUAUAAAGAUAAGACUUAAAUUUAAUUUGAUUUUCUGAAGGACUUCAAAUGCGUCAAAAUGUGUUUAUAAAUGGUAAAGGGUUAAAUAUAAUUAAAAACAUUUUACUAAAUAUACAAGUUUUGUUAGAAGAUGGUCAUUUGGCCUUAAACCAUAAAUAUAAAAACAGAGAUUUGUUAUCUGUAUAGUAGUAAAUAGCUUGUUAUUAUUUGUUGUUAAUGUACUUUUAUUUUUACUUUUUGGUACCUGUUCUUCUGUUUAACUUACCCUCAUAUUAUAUGUAAACUUACUGCAGGAAUAAAAAGAUACAUAGGGUGUGUUACAAUAAUUAUAUAUGUAAAGUUGAUGGCUGCUUUAUUAUUGUAAAAUGAAAAUAUCAAGUAUAAAUGCUAGAUAUGAAAGAGACUAUGGGAGACAUAACUUUUAUUUAAAGUUUCUAUGAAUGUUGUUAUGAUUAUAAAGUAUACAAGUUAAAAAAAAAUUAUGCCCCCGGUAGGGUGGCAUAUAGCAGUUGAACUGUCUGUAAAUCUGUGCAUCCGUCCGAAAACUUUAACAUUGGCCAUAACUCUUGCAAUAUUGAAGAUAGCAACUUUAUAUUUGGCAUGCAUGUGUAUCUCAUGAAGCUGCACAUUUUGAGUGGUGAAAGGUCAAGGUCAUCCUUCAAGGUCAAAAGUCAUAAAAUGCAAUCGAAGGGAAGUAAUAAGCUUAAAAAGGGAGAUAAUUUCUAAACCUGCCAAAUGAUAUAUUGAAAUUUUAUUUCAAAGCGGCACAAUAGGGGGCAUUGUGUUUCUGACAAACACAUCUCUUGUUAAUUAUAUGGAUUGGCAUGAAGUCAAAUGGGGAAUACUGAAAUCACCAUGGACAACAUGGUCUGUCAGUAGACACAAAUAUUUCCAGUAAUCCAAGUUCCAAUUAUUAAAACAUUCAAACUUCCUUUGAUUAUUAUGAUACGAAGUUGUGUACCGGUAUGUGCUAAUGUUAUAGUCCUGAUAUAAAAAAUACAAAAGUUGUUCCACCUUUUCAACUUAAUGCUGUAGACUUUAGCAAAAACAUACUUCCCUAAAGCUACUUACUUCUGAUGUGUUAUAUUUGGUAUGUAUGUACGGGCCAUCUAAUUAGUUUCAUCAAAUCAUGAUGCUAGAGUAAAUAUUUUGGAAUAAGGAACCUUCAGAAAGAUUUGAGAGACAUUUUUGCUACUUUUAGGCUGUCUUUUAGUUAAAGGCAUUGACAUAUUGCCCAUAUUUGUCAGUGUCUAUAACGUGAUAAGGUUUGGUUUAAAUCAAGGAUUUUUAACCAGGUUUUCCGAAGGAAAAAACUGGUUAUUAGAUUGGCGAAUGUGGGCGGGCUGGCUGGCGGGCUGGCUGGCUGGCGGGCGGGCGGAACAAGCUUGUCCGGGCCAUAACUAUGUCGUUCAUUGUCAGAUUUUAAAAUCAUUUGGCACAUUUGUUCACCAUCAUUGGACGGUGUGUCGCACGAAAGAAUCACGUCAAUAUCUCCAAUGUCAAGGUCGCCACGACUAAAAAUAGAUUUAUUUUUUUUUUAAACAAACUUACAAAGGGGGUUAAUUUUGUUUGUUCAUUUCAAAAGUUCAGUUUGACUUUUCUCCCUUUAUCAAAUUUUUUUUUCACAAUGAAAACCUGGUUUUGUGACAAUUUUGUCCCUUGUUUUUAUUGAAUUUCUAUUUUAUGUCAAAAUUUCUCACUUAAGCAUUACAAAAGGGUUUAGUUUGGAAUCAGGAAUGUAGAACUGCAGACCAUUCAGUUACAAUGUCAUCUGUAUCUUGCCCUAGAAUAUAAGACGGGUUAUCCCUUUUCCACUCAGAAGCAAAGGAAAAACGGUUAUGUGCAAACAGCAUAAAACAAGAACAGCCUGCGAGUAACUCGCAGUCUGUUCAGAUUUUAUGCUGUUUUCUGCUCAUCAGUAUCCAAGGGUUGGAAAUGAAGCCUUUCAAACUUGAAUCUAGAAAAAAGGACUUUUUAAAGGACUUAAAAUGUGUCAAAGUGUGUUUCUGAGUGGUAAAGGGUUAAGCAUAUUGAUAAGUGUAACAUGUUGUUUUAUGUGUACCAUUGCAGCUAUGAGGACAUAGCAGAGACAGCACUGUGCCUGCAGUGUUCAUCUUGAUCUGUUACUGUACUGUGGCUGACUUACUAGAUGGGUUCACAUCGAGUCUCAAAGUCUGCCUAUGAACUAAUGAAUUUGUAUUUAUAGUUGUAAUUACUUUGCAUUGUAUCAGGGAACUUUGUGAAUUUCAAAUGUGUUCAUGUUUUACUGCUGUUGUCGAAAGUGUGUCAGUGUUAAAAAGGGCAGCUGUUAAAGACAGUUAUUUAUAAUAAAUAAUGUUCCAUGGCUUUUUAUCAAAAUUGCAUGAAUUAAAACUACUACUAUACUUGAUUUAUGUUGAUUUCCAACAUGUUGCAGUGUAAAAUACUUGUCUGAGGACUUUCUUUUCUCUUUUUACUAAUUGUUGUAUUCUCUUCUAGUGAUGCACAUAAUUCUGGACUAUACGUAAAUAAUUGACCACCUUUCAAACAAAUGUUUUUCAAUAGAAAUCAAUAUUUUUAAAUACAGUUAACAAAGUCAUCUUAUAUGUCAACAAAAGUCUUCAUAAUAAGAAAAUACAGUAAGUUUAUUAUUAACCAGGUUUUCCUAAGGAAAAAACUGGUUAUUAGAUUGGCGAAUGCGGGCGGGCUGGCUGGCUGGCGGGCGGGCGGAACAAGCUUGUCCGGGCCAUAACUUUGUCGUUCAUUGUGAGAUUUUAAAAUCAUUUGGCACAUUUGUUAACCAUCAUUAGACGGUGUGUCGCGCGAAAAAAUUACGUCAAUAUCUCCAAGGUCAAGGUCACACUUUGAGUUCAAAGGUAAAAAAUAUCCAUAAAUGAGCUUGUCUGGGCUAUAACUAUGUCAUUCAUUAUGAGAUUUUAAAAUCAUUUGGCACAUUUGUUCAUCAUCAUGGGACAGUGUGUCGCACGAAAGAAUCACGUCAAUAUCUCCAAUGUCAAGGUUGCCACGACUAAAAAUAGAUUUAUUUUAAAAGAAACUUUCAAAGGGGGUUAAUUUUGUUUGUUCAUUUCAAAAGUUCAGUUUGAGUUGUCUCCCUUUAUCAGAUUUUUUUUCACAAUGAAAACCUGGUUUUGUGAUAAUUUUGUCCCUUGUUAAUAUUUAUUGAUGAGCUAUUUAUAGAUAGGUGCUGUCUCAUUUACGUCCAGAUUUUCAAACUAUGUUUAUUUUGCACUUAAAAGUAAUAUUCAAACAAUACAAAUACAUCAGAAAAAGAAGAAAACAAAACUGUCAGUUGUAGACUUUUUGUCAUCAUUGAAAAAGAAGGUAAAAUCAUGCAGCAUAGCAAAUAAAUAAUCAGUAAAAUAGUUUGUGUUAGCAUUUUCAAAGUCAAAACUACAAUUGUGUCAACAUUUUUGGUUACUCUUUAAAUAAUGAAAAUUGUGAACAAAAUGGUGUUGCUUCGAACACUGAAAGAACACUUAUAAUUGGCUGAUAUUUUAAGUACACUCAAUCAAGGAAAUUGACAUUUUAUAUGAUGUUUUUUUCAAUUACUUUUGUAAUAUGAUGUGCCAUUUUGCUAUUCAAUUACAUGAUAUAUGGAUGUCGAGCCCUUGAUUAUUGUUAUAAAAUUUUAUUUUGAUAAGUUGUGUAAUUUUAAAGCUGUUUAAAGAGGACAUUGGAGUGUGGCCAGAAUUAUGUUCAACACAAGAUGUGAAAUAGAUCUGUAUGUUGUUUGUAUUUUGUGAAUGUAGACGUCAUUCUGCAUGUAAUUCAUAGAAAAUGUAAAUUGUGCAAUUGUGUUAACUGUUAUGUAUGGUCAUGUACCAAAGUAUACAAAUCAUGUUAUUAUGUAGAAAUAUAUUUGUGAAAUAAAUGAGGAAACAAU
Dreissena polymorpha is the source of this 5860-nucleotide messenger RNA. Its product is annotated as apoptosis regulatory protein Siva-like. The transcript has 4 exons. NCBI's taxonomy places the organism in Eukaryota, Metazoa, Mollusca, Bivalvia, Myida, Dreissenidae. Gene Ontology annotation, biological process: extrinsic apoptotic signaling pathway. The record is from RefSeq and is a predicted model, not a curated record. Bases 70 to 642 code for a protein of 190 amino acids. Gene Ontology annotation, molecular function: CD27 receptor binding.